This is a messenger RNA of Lathyrus sativus (Indian pea), 1485 nucleotides long. The record is from the annotation of a GenBank genome assembly. Lineage: Eukaryota; Viridiplantae; Streptophyta; Magnoliopsida; Fabales; Fabaceae.
AUGACCUUCAUGAAAACCAUGUUGAAAUCUAUUCUUCCUUCAUCUUGUUUCCAAGGAGAGUAUCCAUCACCAAAACCAAAGAAAGUUGUAUCAACAAAACCAAGAAACUCAUCAACAUCAACUUCAACUCAUAGGAUUUCUAUAGAAGAUUUGAAUUCUCCAAACAUGACUUUAUCAGAAGAUUUGUCUAUGUCUCUUUCUCUAGCAGGGUCUAAUCUCUAUAAGUUCACGGUUCUUGAACUUAAAGCUAUAACACAGCACUUUUCUUCCAGUAAUUUUCUCGGCGAAGGAGGGUUCGGCCCGGUUCAUAAAGGGUUUAUCGACGAUAGGGUUAGACCCGGUUUGAAAGCUCAACCUGUUGCUGUUAAACUCUUGGACUUGGAAAGUAAACAAGGGCACAAAGAGUGGUUGACUGAAGUUGUUGUUCUUGGACAAUUAAGGCAUCGACAUCUUGUGAAGCUAAUAGGAUAUUGUAUUGAAGAUGAACAUAGACUUUUGGUAUAUGAAUAUUUACCAAGAGGAAGCUUGGAAAAUCAAUUAUUUAGAAGAUUCACAGCAUCAUUGCCAUGGUCAACAAGAAUGAAAAUUGCUGUUGGAGCUGCAAAAGGUUUAGCAUUUCUUCAUGAAGCUGAGCAGCCUGUUAUUUAUAGAGAUUUCAAAGCUUCAAACAUCUUGCUAGACUCCGACUACAAUGCAAAACUCUCUGAUUUUGGAUUGGCAAAAGAUGGGCCUGAAGGAGAUGACACCCAUGUUUCAACAAGAGUGAUGGGUACUCAAGGCUAUGCUGCACCAGAAUAUGUCAUGACAGGUCACUUGACAGCUAAGAGUGAUGUGUAUAGCUUUGGAGUUGUUUUAUUGGAAUUGCUAACAGGGAGAAAGUCAGUGGAUAAAACCCGUCCUACAAGGGAACAAAACCUAGUUGAUUGGGCAAGACCAAUGUUAAUUGAUUCGAGAAAACUUAGCAAAAUAAUGGAUCCAAAACUUGAAGGACAGUAUUCUGAAAUGGGUACUAAAAAAGCAGCAUCAUUGGCUUAUCAGUGUCUUAGCCAUAGGCCCAAGAGUAGGCCCACAAUGAGCAAUGUGGUUAAGAUAUUGGAACCUCUACAAGAUUUUGAUGAUAUUCCAAUUGGCCCCUUUGUUUACACUGUUCCAGUUGAUAAUAAUGAGGUGGUUAAAGAAAAAGAUCAAGCAAAGGAAGAUGAAUCAACAACUAAGGAGAGGAAAAGAGAAAAUGGUCAAUAUCAUAGGAAUGGUCAUAGGCAUCAUCCACUUAAAUCCCCUAGGUCGCCGAUGCCUCAAUCGCAAUCACAACGGCCGCAAUCACAGCAGCGGCCUCGUGUGCGGAUUGUAGGGCAUCAAAAUGGUAGAGGAAGUGCAUCUAAUUCUCCUUCUCCUCGUGUGCAAUUUGACAUGCAACAUAAUGGUAGAGGAAGUGCUUUGAAUUCUCCUUCUCCUUCACCACAUAAAAAAAGCUAUGAAACUUAG